Messenger RNA from Nannospalax galili (Upper Galilee mountains blind mole rat), 1750 nucleotides. RefSeq names its product angiopoietin like 5 (gene Angptl5). The transcript has 9 exons. Lineage: Eukaryota; Metazoa; Chordata; Mammalia; Rodentia; Spalacidae. Bases 670 to 1602 code for a protein of 310 amino acids. The record is from RefSeq and is a predicted model, not a curated record.
AACUUUUUGUAUAAUCUUUUUGGGUAUCUGUGGGAAUUAUUCUCUAUUCUCAAACCCUAACAGAGCUACAGACAGUUGUGAACUGCCUCAUGGGUGACUGGAAACUGAAGUGGAUCCUCUGCAAGAACAGCAAGUGCUCUUAACCCCUGAGUCAUUGCUGCAGCCCGCUUUACUUCUGAUCUUUAUGAAACCAUUUAUAGUUUCGAGGUUAAAAACCUGAUUCAUAAAAAUGAGAUGAAUUUGUAAAUCAAUGCUCUACCUCUUUAUCUUCUUCAGCCAUUGCCUAUAUAGUGAGAACAGACUUAGGAUGUAGGUAUGAACAGUAGACGUUAAAAUGCAAGCAUCUCAACAAGCCUUGCUUUUCACACAAAGUGCGUUUUUUCAGACGAGGGCAUGGAAACUAGCAAGUAUUGGCACAUAAUUUUGCUGUACACCUUCCAGAAAAGUUUUAACUGAUGACUCCAUGCUCUGUUCUUUCCACAGAGAGCUGACUGAGAAGCUGUACAAGGCAACUGUGUACAUCAUUCUAAGGACUCCCUAGUAGUCAACAAUGUAGAAGAAACAGCUAAUGCAAAAGAUGAAAGUCAAAGUAGUGACACCGUGUACAAGGAAGAAUGUGGAGAAUCAUGUGAUGCUAAGAUCAAAAUUACACGGGAAGAAAAACAUCUCAUGUGUAGAAACCUGCAAAAUUCUAUUGUUUCUUACACACGAAGUACCAAAAAAUUACUAAGAAAUAUAAUGGAUGAACAGCAAGCAUCUUUGGAUUAUUUAUCUAAUCAGGUUAACGAGCUCAUGAAUCGAGUUCUCCUUUUGACUACAGAAAUUUUUAGAAAACAGCUGGAUCCUUUCCCUCCCAGGCCUGUGCAGUCACAUGGUUUAGAUUGCACUGAUAUUAAAGAUACACUUGGCUCUGUCACCGAAACACCAAGUGGUUUAUAUAUAAUCUUUCCAGAAGGAUCUAGUUAUCCAUUUGAGGUUAUGUGUGACAUGGAUUUCAGAGGAGGUGGAUGGACAUUGAUUCAGAAAAGGAUUGAUGGCACAGUUGACUUCCAAAGGUUGUGGUGUGACUACCUGGAUGGAUUUGGUGACCUUUUAGGAGAAUUUUGGCUAGGACUGAAAAAGAUUUUUUAUGUAGUAAAUCAAAAAGAUACCUGCUUCAUGCUGCAUGUGGCCUUGGAAUCUGAAGAUGACACAUUUGCUUAUGCAUCAUAUGAUAAUUUUUGGCUGGAGGAUGAAACAAGAUUUUUUAAAAUGCACUUAGGACAGUAUUCGGGAAAUGCUGGUGAUGCAUUCCGGGGCCUGGGGAAAGAGGAUAAUCAGAAUACAGUGCCUUUCAGCACCUCAGAUGUUGAUAAUGAUGAGUGUCGUCCUGCUUGCCUGGUGGGUGGUCAUUCUGUGAAGAGCUGCAGUCACCUGCAUAACAACACUGGCUGGUGGUUCAGCCAGUGUGGUCUCGCAAAUCUAAAUGGCAUCCAUCACUUUUCUGGAAAACCACGUGCAACUGGAAUUCAGUGGGGCACAUGGACCAAAAACAACUCACCUGUCAAAAUUAAAUCUGUUUCAAUGAAAAUCAGAAGAACCUACAACCCAUAUUUUAAAUAAUCUUAAACUGUAGUGUAAUUUCUAUAGUUAUUUUUGAAAAUAUGUUAAGAAUUUUACAGUUUGUCUUUUUACUUAGAGUUUAAUGUAUUAGCCAAAAUUUGCAUGUAGAUGACAUUUUAGUGUUAUGGGUUUAAUUAGAAAAUUUUAA